Molecule: messenger RNA, 1620 nt
Organism: Ornithodoros turicata
Lineage: Eukaryota; Metazoa; Arthropoda; Arachnida; Ixodida; Argasidae
Product: RYamide receptor-like
Exons: 5
Coding region: 1-1314 (437 amino acids)
Biological process (GO): neuropeptide signaling pathway
Cellular component (GO): plasma membrane
Molecular function (GO): neuropeptide Y receptor activity
Source: RefSeq, a predicted model, not a curated record
AUGCUUUCGACGGAUGGUUCAGCCAACUACUCGAAUGGUUUCUCUGUAAAUUUCUUGUUCGACGACUGGCGAGACGUGUUUCCCAACGCGACUGAGGACACACUGAACUACAGCAACGUUAUUCCGUUCGCCAACAUAACGCUUUCGGACUAUCCUUCCAUGCAAGUACUCGGUUACGAAGUUCAGGCGUUCCUCAUCACACUUUACAGCGUCACGGCCCUUUUGGCAUUGUGUGGAAAUGUGAUGGUGAUCGUCGUUCUGACGUUGGGGAAGAGGUCGUCGCGUGAACUGAGGUUGUUUCUCAUCAACUUGGCCCUGUCGGAUGUCACCAUGGCCCUGUUUUCGAUACCUUUUACGUACACACAUUUUAUGCUGGGCAGGUGGAUAUUUGACCCGUUGUUUUGCCCCGUGGUGUUGUUCAUGCAGCACCUGUCGGUCAUCGUUUCGGUGUACACGCUAACAGCCAUCGGGGUGGACAGGUACUACGCCAUUAUGUACCCGCUGAGUUUCCGAUGGACUCGACGGCACGGAUCUUAUACCAUCCUCUGUAUCUGGGCAGUGGCUGCCCUACUGUCUUCAACACAGAUAAUUCACGGUCGCGCGACACAGUUUACUUGGGCCGGAAACACAUACUACGAAUGCAAAGAGCACUGGAGCGAAGAGUCAGGAAAGGUAUACACAGCUGCCAUCUUUACGGUGACAUUCGUGACUCCCAUGUUGGUCCUUACGUUUACGUACACGUCGAUAGCGUGGAAGAUGUGGCGGCACACGUCGCCUGGCAACGCUGACGCUCAGCGAGACCAGCAACAGUUCUCCGCGAAAAUGAAGGUGGUGAAGAUGCUUGCAACUGUGGUUGUGAUGUUCGCCAUCUGUUGGCUACCCAUUCACCUGCUCAACCUGAUUCUGUACUUUGACCGGGACGCCAUGUCUUUCGACUCAGACGUCCAGGAGUAUGUGUACUACGCUGCUUUCUUCACUUGCCAUUGGUUUUCCAUGGCCAACAGCUUCGUCAACCCAAUCAUCUAUUGCUUCAUGAGUGACAACUUUAGGGUGGAUCUCCGCCAGCUGAUCCUCAGCUGCUGUCCACGGCUUCACUUUCAAAGGGUCGCACACGGCACCCUCAGUAAGGACGUCUCCUACGCCGGUUCUAUUCCCACCAGUACCCUUCAUGUCUCCAUGGGAUCCACCCACCGUGGUCAUAAUGGCAUUGCGCCUUCCAACGCCUCUGUGAUGCCGCUGAAAAUACUUCCUCAGCCGUUGCAUCAAUCUUCCGCCACAAUUGCUGGCGCUUUGGCCUGUAAUCAGCUGGCGUGAAACGUGUUGUACAGUGUCAUUUGUUCGUGUUCACAAAUUAUCUGGAAACAAAAAUAAUGGCUGAAGUGGCUGGAUAAUUAUAUAUAUUUGAACAUCCGAAUCGUGGCGUCACUUAAUUAUGUAACAAGAACUCUUCGCGAGAGAAUCCCGUGUUUUUUCAGCGACUAUUAUAAGGUCGUUGUCAGAAUCACGAAUGAGGUAUUGGGGUAUGUCCUCCCUUCGCCAAAGCCUAAUAUUAGUAGAGAGAUCGAUAGACAACAACAGAAAAAGAGAGAGAAAAGCAACCAACAAAAGAGUUGAAAUAGG